CCCAAACGCUGCACCUCAAUGCAAGGAGCCCUUGUGUGCUCUGAUACCUGGCCCUGGCAGCAUCAGUGCUGGAUCUGAGGGGCACUGGCAGCACCCCCUGGGCUGGGGGGCUCCCUCCGCAGAUGUGGGGCACGUCCCACUGUCCAUUCCUGUGAUGAGCACCACACAUGCUUACGUGUGUGUCCGUGUGCCGUGGGUGGCAGGGGAAGGACCGUGCUGUUCCAAGCUGGCUGCGUCAAGGACCAUCCAGAGCUGCCAAGGGCGCCCACACCACAGCAGCAGCUGCAGGUGCUGGCUCUCUGCCGUACCUGCCCCAGUACCUGCCCUGCUCCCCCUCGUGCCCCAGAGCAGAUGCAGGAGCCCUCAGCACAGAGCCUCAGCACUGUGUGAGCAUCGCCCCUGCCAUGGCCCGGCUGGGGAGUGCCGGGCAGGACACCCUGGAUGCAGGUGGGGGCCACCCAGGCCCUGCAGUGGGAAACACCAGCAUGGAGCCCCCCAGCAUCACGCCCCCCGAGUGGGGUUGCGCCUGGAGCCCCCCCGAGGAGAGCGGCGAGGAGCCCCUGCGGCUGCCCACCUUCUCCCCCGCCGCCCAGGUGCGCGUGGCCGUCACCUUCGCCCUCUUUGCCCUCUCGGCCGGCUGCAACCUGGCGGUGCUGGGGGCAGUGGGGGGCCGGGGCAGCGGCCGGCGCCCCCAUAUCCGCCUGCUGCUGCGGCACCUGGCCGCCGCCGACCUGCUGGUCACCGUGGUGGUGAUGCCGCUGGACGCCGUCUGGAACAUCACGCUGCAGUGGCGGGCGGGCGACCUCCUGUGCCGCCUGCUCAUGUACCUGCGGCUGCUGGCCAUGUACGCCUCCGCCUUCGUCACCGUGGUCAUCAGCCUGGACCGGCAGGCCGCCAUCCUGCGCCCGCUGGCCAUCGCCCGCGCCCGCGCCCGCAACCGCGCCAUGCUGCACGCCGCCUGGAUCCUCAGCGCGGGGCUGGCCGUGCCACAGCUGUUCCUGUUCCACACCAUCACCCUGCGGCCCCCGCACAACUUCACCCAGUGCACCACACGGGGCAGCUUCCCCCGGCCCUGGCACGAGACCCUCUACAACAUGGUGGGCUUUGCCUGCCUCUUCCUGCUCCCGCUGCUCAUCAUGGUGUGCUGCUACGCCCGCAUCCUGCUGGAGAUCUCCCGCCGCAUGGGCUCCGGCCUCUUCUCCUCGCAGGACGCGUCGCUGCGGUGCUCCAGGAACAACAUCCCCCGGGCGCGGCUGCGGAUGCUGCGCAUGAGCCUGGUCAUCGUCUCCUCCUUCAUCCUCUGCUGGACCCCCUACUACCUGCUGGGGCUCUGGCACUGGUUCUGUCCCCGCGCCCUGGAGAGGAGGAUCUCGCCGGCCCUCACACACAUUCUCUUCAUCUUUGGCCUCUUCAACGCAUGCCUUGACCCCAUCACCUACGGGCUCUUCACCAUCCCCCUCCGGGGGGGCUGGGGCUGCCCGUGCCGGCACGGCCCCCUGGCCCAGCCCCCCUCCCCAGCCACCAGCUCCUUCCGCUGCUCAGCGUCCUCCCUGCCGCCCCAGCGGGGCGUCCAGGGGGUGCGGCUAUCCCCAGGGGCUGCCAGGGACGCCUCCUGUCACAGCAGCUCCCUGUGACACCAGCGGGACCGCAGGGGUGCUCAGGGCAGGGGGGCUGGCAGCAGGGUGACCCACUCAGCACAGGUCCAGCGGGGAUGGAGUCACUGCUGAUCUCUCCCCACACCCUGAAGUGCCUCUGUGGGCUUGGGGCUGGUGGGAGUGCCUGCAUCCCCCUUCCCUUCUCUGUGCCCUGAACAGCAAUAAAGUGUC
Messenger RNA from Prinia subflava (tawny-flanked prinia), 1826 nucleotides. RefSeq names its product gonadotropin-releasing hormone II receptor-like. Gene Ontology annotation, biological process: G protein-coupled receptor signaling pathway; cellular response to hormone stimulus. The transcript has 4 exons. NCBI's taxonomy places the organism in Eukaryota, Metazoa, Chordata, Aves, Passeriformes, Cisticolidae. Gene Ontology annotation, molecular function: protein-hormone receptor activity; G protein-coupled receptor activity; peptide binding. The coding region runs from base 168 to 1634 and encodes 488 amino acids. The record is from RefSeq and is a predicted model, not a curated record. Gene Ontology annotation, cellular component: plasma membrane.